AUGUACACCACUGUUGCAUUAUUUGCUCUCGUAGCGAUCUGUAGUCUCAGUGAAGCUCGCAUUGAUCCUUGUGGCAUGCCAAUCGAUGGAGGCCUCUGCUUGGCCGAUUUUCGAUCAUGGGGAUAUGACAAGAAUUCAGGCAAGUGUAUCGAAUUCAUCUAUGGAGGCUGUGGUGGAAAUUUGAACAGAUUCGAUUCUAAAGAGGCUUGUGAAAGCGCUUGUGAACGAACUAGUCCAUGCAGUUUACCCAUUGCCACUGGAAACUGUUUGGCCUACAUGCCAUCAUGGGGAUAUGACAAGAGAUUGGGACGCUGUACAAGAUUCGUCUAUGGUGGAUGUGGGGGAAAUGCAAAUCGUUUCGAAACCCGCGAGGCUUGUGCAAUGCGAACUCCCAAUUAUCUGCGUUGCCAUAGAGAUUGCAUAAACACUGGAAACAUGGGAAGUGGAAUGGAUAUACGAUCUUCUCUCCUGGGUCUUUUCGAGCAAACAUUUCAAGGCCUACAACCCAAUGUAUUUCGAAUAACCCCUUCGGGGUCAAAUUUUAUCGUGAUUGAGUAUAAAAGGGAGAUUGGAAACUACGGGAAAUCAGAAUUCUCACUCGAUCAAAUCUCCACGAUGUACACCACUGUUGCAUUAUUUGCUCUUGUAGCUAUCUCUAGUCUCAGUGAAGCUCGCAUUGAUCCUUGUGCUAUGCCAAUCAAAAGUGGCUUCUGCAGGGCUUAUAUUCCCUCAUGGGGAUAUGACAAGAAUUCAGGCAAGUGUAUCGAAUUCAUCUAUGGAGGCUGUGGUGGAAAUUUGAACAGAUUCGAUUCUAAAGAUCAUUGUGAAAGCGCUUGUGAACGAACUAGUCCAUGCAGUUUACCCCUUGAACGUGGAAACUGUUUUGCCAAUAUACCAUCAUGGGGAUAUGACAAGGAAUCCGGUCGUUGUAUAAGAUUCGGCUAUGGUGGAUGUGGUGGUAACGCAAAUCGUUUCGAAACCCUCGAGGCUUGUAAAAUGGUCUGCGACAAUUAG
Rodentolepis nana is the source of this 1014-nucleotide messenger RNA. NCBI's taxonomy places the organism in Eukaryota, Metazoa, Platyhelminthes, Cestoda, Cyclophyllidea, Hymenolepididae. The record is from the annotation of a GenBank genome assembly.